Messenger RNA from Arachis ipaensis, 1336 nucleotides. NCBI's taxonomy places the organism in Eukaryota, Viridiplantae, Streptophyta, Magnoliopsida, Fabales, Fabaceae. The record is from RefSeq and is a predicted model, not a curated record.
CCUGCACUCUAUCUUCGUCAUUCCUUCUUUCCUACCAGAGCACCAAAUAACAAAACCCUAGCCGCUUCUUCAAUCUCCCCGUCAUUGUGCCCUCCUUCAUCGUGCGCCACUGUCACCGUCUCACUCGUCUGCUCAUCGUUCUUAGUCGUGCUCUGCCGCCGUUCAUCCAUCUCGCAGCUCUUCCUUGUAAGGUUGUGAAAACCCUAGCCUCCAUCGCGCCGCCAUCAAUCUCACCGUCGCCGCUCGUCGCGCUCAAGAUCGCCACUAGGUUCGUCGUUCUCAAGGUCCCUCGAUCCGUCGUCCGCCAAUGUUUGCUUUCCAGUCCUGUUUCGCAGUUCUUCGCCGUCGUCCUUCGUCGUGUUUGUCGCCAGCUCGCCGUCUUCGAAGGUUCAAAUUUAUGAUAGGUUCGGAUAUAUAUCAGGAGACUCUUGCCAAGGCACUUGCAAAGCAUUUUGGUGCAAGGCUACUAAUUGUGGAUUCCCUUUCACUACCUGGUGGAACUCCAUCAAAGGAAGUUGAUUCUGCUAAAGAAAGUUCAAAGCCUGAACGACCAUCUGUGUUGGCCAAGAGAAGUACACAUGCUGCUUCUUUAAAACAUAGUAAACCAGCUUCUAGUGUUGAUGCUGAAAUUGUGGGUGGAUCCACAAUAAGUUCUCAGGCUAUGCUGAAGCAGGAGGUUUCUACUGCUUCAUCAAAAGGCACUACUAUUAAAACAGGUGAUCGAGUAAAAUUUGUUGGUAACUUCCCUUCUGCUGUCUCAUCAAUACAAAAUCAUCCUUCAAGACUUCAAUUGAUGCUGCAAACUAUGACAGGGUAAUGUUACUGGGUGGAAGAGCGCCAGAGUAUCUUGCUCAUGAUCCUCUUGUGGCACUGGUGAUCAAGCUUUUCAGUUCUGGAAAAGCACUUGCUUCCAUUUGCCUCGGACAAUUGAUUCUGGCGGCUGCAGGUGUAGCUAAAGAUCACAAAUUUACCGUUUUUCCUCCUGUUAAACCAGCACCGGUUGCCUCUGGUGCUCAUUGGGUUGAACCAGACACUAGCAACAGUGGUGGAUGGUAAUCUCAUUACUGCCGCCACUUAUGAAGGGCACUCUGAAUUUAUUCAGCACUUUGUAAAGGCACUAGCAGGCAACAUAAGUGGCUCCAACAAAAAAAUCCUCUUUCUUUGUGGGGUAUGUUCAAAUGAUUUUCAGGCACACACAACUUAUAGGAACUUAGUACUCAGGGCACUAAAGUCUUUGUUUAUUCUCUUUUCUUUUAUUUAUUUUAAUUUUAGACUUAAUUUGUAAUCCUCUUUAUAUUCAUUGAUACAUGGAAAUUAGUAGUUUAGACUUUAGACA